Molecule: messenger RNA, 3972 nt
Organism: Chondrus crispus (carragheen)
Lineage: Eukaryota; Rhodophyta; Florideophyceae; Gigartinales; Gigartinaceae
Exons: 6
Coding region: 1-3873 (1290 amino acids)
Biological process (GO): transmembrane transport
Cellular component (GO): membrane
Molecular function (GO): ATP hydrolysis activity; ABC-type transporter activity; ATP binding
Source: RefSeq, a predicted model, not a curated record
AUGCAAAAUGUGAAUUGCCAUGAUGGCGGAGGAUGGGAAUGUGAUUGGCUGAGGCAAAAUCGCCACGCAUGCAUUGAACGACCGCUGCGGGGGAUUGCCAUCAAAACGACGCCUGGGUGCACGUACAGUGCAGUAGUUGACGAUCAAUGCAAAACGUGGUGUCCGGGAGAUUGGCCACUCAGUAGAGCCGGGCUGGCGCAUGCUUGUCCCCUCGUACCAAACCGGAAACUAUCUUUUCUCACUGCACUCCGCACGCCAUUCACCAUGGAACCAGGGGACUCGGAUCUCAAGCCCUCAUCCGCCCCUCCGAAAUGGAAGUUCUGGGCACGCAAGGAGAAGGUGCCCGAGGAAGAGAGGAAGUACCCUCCCGUUCCUUACAUCAGGCUCUUCCGGUACGCCUCCAACGCAGAUAAACUCAUGUUGGGGUUGGCGCUCCUAGCAGCAAUUGGUCACGGCACCCUGCUCCCCAUCCUCACUGUCAUCUUCGGCGAUGUCGUCGACCAGUUCGGCCCGUUCUUGACGGCAGGCGCCAUCGAAUCGGACAUCGAUAUUUCGGACAGCAUUGCAUCAAAGGUUAAUCUCUUCCUGUACCUUGCAAUCGUCGCUUUCGCCUUGUCUUUUCUCCAGUUGAGUCUCUCAGUUAUAGCCGCGAAUCGCAUCGGUAAUGACCUUAGGAAGAAGUUUUUCGACAACCUUACCAGACAGGAUUGCAACUUUUAUGAUGAUAGCGAAGCUGGGUCUCUCACACACAUCGUCAUCUCAGACGUCAAUCUCAUUCAAGGCGGCAUAGGGGACAAGCUCUGUACCGCCGUCCAGUAUUUCACCACGUUCGUCACAGGCGUCAUUGUUGGCUUUGCAUACGGCUGGAAGCUUACGCUUCUGAUCCUUGGUGUCACUCCCAUUCUUCUUGUCGCCGGUGCUGUCUUUGGAAACGCCUCAGCCGACGCCACUGGUGACGGUCUUGGUGCAUACGGAGAGGCUGGUGGUGUCGCUCAGGAAGUCUUUUCGCUCAUACGUACAGUCACCGCUUUUGGUGGUCAGGAGGAUGAGCUCCGUAGGUAUGAAAAGAGCCUCGACAAGGCUUACAUCGCCAGCGUUAAAGCCGCAAUUGCCUCGGGCUUUGGCUUGGGAACUGCCAUGUUUUGCAUCUUAAGCACGUAUGGUCUCGCCUUCUUUGUGGGUGCAAACCUGGCUCGUGUUUCUGAUCCCGAGAUAGAACCCGAGAUGUCUCCAGGUGAUAUCGACCCUCAAAAUGACGACGGACUCAUCCCUACCGAGCCAACCACCGGGCACGUUACUUUUGAGAACCUCGACUUCAACUAUCCGAAGAGAAUCACUGAGGAAGGGGUCUCCGCCCUCGUACUUGACAACUUCAAUUUAGAUAUCGCGGCAGGCACUUCUGAGGCUUUCGUGGGCAAAUCUGGAUGUGGAAAGAGUACUCUCGCCAGGAUGAUUCAGCGUUUUUAUGAUCCUAUCGCAGGGUCUGUUCGUCUAGAUGGUGUAGACAUCCGGGAGUUGAAUGUCCGCUGGUUGCGCUCCCAGAUCGGUGUUGUGGCUCAGAUGCCAUCUCUGUUCAUGCUUUCCAUCCGGGAUAAUAUUGCACUCGUUACAAACGACGAUAUCAUUGAAGCAGCAAAGCUCGCAAACGCUCACAACUUCAUUAUAAAGCUACCAGAGGGCUAUGACACAAUGCUUGGGGAGCGCGGUGCGAUGCUGAGUGGCGGUCAGAAACAGCGAGUCUGUAUCGCUCGUGCCCUGAUUCGCAAUCCAAAGCUUCUCAUUCUUGAUGAGUCAACCGCCGCACUUGACACAGCUAGCGAAAGGCUGGUCCAAGACGCCCUCGACAAGGCUGCUGCCGGCAGGACCACUGUCACCAUUGCUCAUCGGCUCAGUACGAUCCGUAACGCUGACAACAUUUCUUGUGUGGAUGGAGGAAAGGUGGUUGAGAGAGGACCUCAUGAUGAGCUGGUGAGGCGCGAGGGAGGCUUUUACCGUGCCGUUCAUGAUCUGCAGAAUGUCCAACGGGAUAAAAUGCAGAAAGAGAAGGAAGCGGAGACAGAGGAUGACAGCGAUUCAAAAUUAGCUCCUGUACUGGCGGCGCAGAAGUCUAUGAGUAAAACGGCUCAUUCUACAUCUGUACGAGACGCCCUUGCGGUAGAAGAAGAAAAGGCUCUUGCAGCUGUGGAUAAGGGGGUUUUCUGGAGAACCGUGAAGAUGAACAAGGGUGAGUUCUCCUACAUGUUCAUCGGAAUCUUGGGUGCCGUUGCAGUUGGUGUGGUGUGGCCAAUUGCGGCGAUCUCGCUGACGGAACUCGUUGAGAUCAUGCUCACGGAAAACGAUCCAUCUGAUGUACGGGUUUGGGCCCUAUCUUUCAAGCUGACGAGGCGCAUUCGUUCUGAUGCUUUCCGUGCACUCCUGAGACAGGAGAUGGGCUACUUCGACAUGGAGGAAAACUCUGUUGGUGCACUGGCAGGGCGCCUUUCUUCGGAUGCCGGUGCUAUCAAGGGUCUAACGGGUGACCUCUUUGGCGUUGGUGUCAAUGUGCUUGGUGCGCUGGUAGCGGGACUUACGAUUGCAUUUGUGAACUGCUGGGAACUUACCCUUGUUGUCCUUGCCAUCAUUCCUGGAAUUGCAUUGGGUGGUUACUUUGAGAUGCAGGCCUCUGCUGGCAUUGACUCUGGAGCCCGUAAGGACUUCGCACAGGCGAACGUGGUUGCAGCUGAAGCUGUCGACAACAUUGCUACGGUUAGAACUCUUGGACUGGAGGAUUACUUCGCCUCUCGAUAUAGCAAGAUGAUUCACAAAACCAGGCGCGAUAAGCUGCGCAAAGCUGUCGUUACUGCUAUCGCUUUCGGUUUCUCUGAGUUCUGCCAGUACUUGCUUUGGUAUGCAACAUUCAAGGCAGGUGGCAACUUCGUGCGCGAUGGGAGAUGCUCGUUUAAGGAAAUGCUUUUGUCUUCAAUGGCUAUUCUGUUUGCUGCUAUCACGUUCGGCAACGUUUCCGUGUUCGCUCCUGAUGUUGGCGCUUCCCAAAUCGGGGCCACGCACAUUUACCGACUUCUGGACCGAGAGAGCGAGAUCGACCCCACCAGCAAGGAUGGAGAAGACGUUGAUCACGUUGCCGGUGAUGUGUCCUCCAAGAAAGUUUAUUUUGAAUACCCUCGCCGUCCAGAUGUGCCUGUCUUGCGUGGUCUCUCUAUCGACGUUUCAAGAGGUAAGACCCUAGCUCUCGUCGGAACAAGUGGACAUGGAAAGAGUACUAUUAUCUCCUUGCUGGAACGGUUUUACUCUUAUCGGGAAGGAACUAUUCACAUCGAUGAACAUGAAAUCUCGAAAGCACGUGUGGCAACUCUUCGAAACCACAUUGGUUUGGUUUCCCAAGAACCUGAACUCUUCAACCGGUCUGUGUUUGAAAACAUAGCGUAUGGUGCUCCCCACGAAGACGGCACACCGAUCACAAUGACAGAUGUUAUCGAGGCUGCCAAGAAGGCCAAUGCCCAUGAGUUUGUGUCUGCUCUUCCGCAAGGAUAUGACACAGUAGUAGGACCUCGCGGCGAUGCAUUGAGUGGAGGACAACGACAACGUGUCGCAAUUGCGAGGAGUUUGAUUAGAGCUCCUCCGGUUCUGCUGCUUGACGAAGCUACUAGCGCUUUGGACAGCGCAAGUGAGCGCUUAGUUCAGGCAGCCUUGGACAAGGCUUCCGACGGUAGGACAACAAUUGUUGUCGCACAUAGAUUAUCGACGAUCAAGGAUGCUGAUGUAAUCGCCGUCGUGCGGAAAGGUCGCAUUGUAGAGUCAGGGACACAUGGUGAGCUACUUAGAAAGAACGGCCACUACGCCGAUCUGGUUCAGCACCAGCUCUCGGAUGUUUAGAAUACAGUUGUGCAGUUUACAAAUCCUUUUCGCAUCAUAAAUAUACCAAGCACGUCGUCUGUCAAUCAAACAGUUUGAAUACAGAUACGUUAGCGAUAA